Molecule: messenger RNA, 1272 nt
Organism: Cuscuta epithymum
Lineage: Eukaryota; Viridiplantae; Streptophyta; Magnoliopsida; Solanales; Convolvulaceae
Source: the annotation of a GenBank genome assembly
UUUGGCGGGAUAUUUUACGUAGCAAGGACAUCAUUCGUAAUGGGCUCGGAUGGCAGGUGGGAGACGGGAAAGAGAUCUCCUUUUGGUUCGAUAUUUGGGUGAAAGAUAAACCCCUCCAUGAAGAACUUGAUUCCCCGUUAGCGGCUUCUGCACGACAGGUCAAAGUGGCUGAUUUUUUACUGAGCAACCGAGAUUGGGAUAUCUCAAAACUGGAGACAUUACUCCCUGAGGAAGUCGUAGAGGAGGUGAAUGAAGAUUGGAGCUGGUUAUGGAAGAUACGCACGUCCGAGAAAGUACGAUGUUUUCUUUGGCUUGUGAUGAAAAAUAAACUGCUCACCAAUGCAGAAAGAGGUAAACGACACAUCACUGAAGAUACUUCUUGUAAUCUUUGUAACAACGAGGAGGAAACAGUGCUCCAUAUCCUCCGAGACUGCCCUUUUGCCAUGGCAGUUUGGAGGAAAAGCGGGUUGGGCUUGCCGAGAAUCGGAGAUAUGAGUCCAACCAGUCUCGAGUGGGUCCAUAGCCACUGUAAAGCUGCAGGAGACACUUCGGGUAGAACACCUCAUGCUUCCAGGUUUGCAUAUACAGCUUGGUUGGUUUGGAAGUCAAGAAAUUCUUGGAUCUUUGAGGGAAAGAAGCCUGAUGUGGAUCGGACAGUUAGGAAGGCACACCUUUUAGCUGAGGAAUACACUAAUAUAACCAUUCUCAAUAGUAUCAAGCAACAGAAGGAGGCUAAAAUUGUUAAGUGGAUUCCCCCAGAAUCGGGAUUCUUCAAGCUAAAUUGUGAUGGGUCUAGCCGAGGAAGGAGAAAGGGAGCCGGGGCAGGUGGACUAAUACGCAACCACAAAGGUGAAUGGGUGAGUGGCUUUAUACUAAAUAUUGGAAAGACCGGAAUGUUUUAAAUCAGAGCUUUGGGCUCUAAGACAGGGUUUAUUGUUAGCUUGUGAUCUCGAUAUAAAUAAAGUUAUUGUGGAAGUUGAUUCUGAAAGUAUGCUAAAAGUUGUUAAGAAGAAAAAUAGUCUCACCAACAGAAUAGGGGUGUUGGUUCGGGAUUGUCAAAAGCUUCUUGCAGAUGAAAGAUUUAUCAAAUUUCAACACACUUUUCGCGAAGGAAAUAAUUGUGCAGAUUCACUAGCUAAUGCCGCUCACGAGUCAGCAAAGGGUCUCUUAAUACUCCACGAACCACCUGUCUGGAUUAAGAGUUUACUUCAGGAGGAUGCUAAUGGUUUUGAGCGUAUUAGAUAUUAAUGUAUUUCUGUUUUUUCACUUCCG